Messenger RNA from Pongo pygmaeus (Bornean orangutan), 1701 nucleotides. Its product is annotated as kinesin-like protein KIF27. NCBI's taxonomy places the organism in Eukaryota, Metazoa, Chordata, Mammalia, Primates, Hominidae. The transcript has 9 exons. The record is from RefSeq and is a predicted model, not a curated record.
AAUUUUUUAAAAAAUGAGCUGGAUGUGGUGGUACACACCUGUAGUCCUAGCUACUUGGGAGGCUGAGGAGCUACAAUUAAAAACAGGACAGGAAGAAGGUCUAAAACCGAAAGCUGAGGACCUUGAUGCAUGUCACUUGAAAAGGAGAAAAGGUUCGUUUGGAAGUAUAGACCAUCUCCAGAAAUUGGAUGAGCAAGAGAAAUUGUUAGAUGAAGAAGUAGAGAAAGUUCUGAACCAAUGCCAAGAAUUAGAGGAGCUGGAAGAAGACUUAAAGAAACGGGAGGCCAUAGUUUCUAAGAAGGAGGCUCUGUUACAGGAGAAGAGUCACCUGGAAAAUAAGAAAUUGAGAUCUAGUCAGGCCUUAAACACAGAUAGUUUGAAAAUAUCAACUCGCCUGAACUUAUUGGAACAAGAGUUGUCUGAAAAGAAUGUGCAGCUCCAGACCCGUACAGCUGAGGAGAAAACAAAGAUUUCAGAACAAGUUGAAGUCCUCCAGAAAGAAAAGGAUCAGCUCCAGAAACGAAAACACAGUGUGGAUGAAAAACUUUAAAAUGGUAGAGUGUUAUCACCUGAAGAAGAAUGUGUUCCUUUCCAACUUGAAGAAGGGAUUGAAGCUUUGGAAGCUGCAAUUGAAUACAAGAAUGAAAGUAUCCAGAAUCACCAGAAGUCACUUAGAGCAUCAUUCCAUAACCUCUCUCGUAGUGAAGCAAAUGUCUUGGAAAAACUAGCUUGCCUGAGUCCUGUUGAGAUUAGAGCUAUUCUUUUCAGAUAUUGCAAUAAGCUGGUGAAUUUGCGAGAAGCUGAACGGAAACAACAGUUAUGUAAUGAAGAAAUGAAAAUGAAAGUUCUGGAACGGGAUAAUAUGGUUCAUGAAUUAGAAUCUGCACUGGACCAUCUAAAAUUGCAGUGUGACCGGAGACUGACCCUCCAGCAAAAGGAACACGAACAAAAGAUGCAGUUGCUGUUACAUCAUUUCAAAGAACAAGAUGGAGAAGGCAUUAUGAAAACUUUCAAAACAUAUGAAGAUAAAAUCCAGCAGUUGGAAAAAGAUCUUUAUUUCUGUAAGAAAACCAGCCGGGAUCAUAAGAAGAAACUUAAGGAACUUGUAGGGGAAGCAAUUCGGCAGCAACUAGCACCAUCAGAAUAUCAUGACGCUAGAGAUGGAGUCCUGAAGCCAGAAGAAGGAGGCAUGCUUUCAGAAGAAUUAAAAUGGGCAUCCAGACCUGAAAGUAUGAAAUUAAGUGGAAGAGAAAGAGAAAUGGACAGUUCAGCAAGCAGCUUAAGAACACAGCCAAAUCCUCAAAAGCUCUGGGAAGAUAUCCCAGAAUUACCUCCAAUUCAUAGUUCUGUAGCACCCCCCAGUGGGCAUAUGUUAGGUAAUGAGAAUAAAACAGAAAUAGAUGAUAAUCAGUUUACAAAAUCUCACAGUCAACUAUCAUCUCAAAUUCAGGUUGUGGGAAAUGUGGGACAACUUCAUGGUGUUACACCUGUAAAACUGUGUCGAAAAGAAUUAUGUCAAAUUUCCGCCUUGGAACUAUCAUUGCGACGUUCCAGUCUUGGAGUUGGCAUUGGAUCAAUGGCUGCUGAUUCCAUCGAAGUAUCUAGGAAACCAAGGUACUUAAAAACUUAGAUAUUUAAUAAUAGAACUUUUAGUAGAUAUGUAAAAAGAUUCCUUUUUCUAACCUGUUAAAAACUAAAGCU